AUGAAAGAAUCCCUCUUAAGGAAAUCAAUUAACUAAAGUGAAGAUAGCAAAAAUCAUAUAGAAGAUGAAGAAAGUGAAAAAAAGAAGUUAUCUGAUAUAGCAAAUAAAGCUAACGAAAAGAAGAAAGCAGAAUUCAUGAAAAAAUAAUUAAUAAUAAACUAAAAUAAAUUUGCAGUUAUUAUUGUAUUUAUAAUAAUAAUAUUCUUAGUUUUAAAUGGAUUCGCAAUAUAUUCUCACAUAAACAACAAAUGA
Tetrahymena thermophila SB210 is the source of this 252-nucleotide messenger RNA. Its product is annotated as transmembrane protein, putative. Lineage: Eukaryota; Ciliophora; Oligohymenophorea; Hymenostomatida; Tetrahymenidae. The record is from RefSeq and is a predicted model, not a curated record. The transcript has 2 exons.